Molecule: messenger RNA, 3094 nt
Organism: Striga asiatica
Lineage: Eukaryota; Viridiplantae; Streptophyta; Magnoliopsida; Lamiales; Orobanchaceae
Source: the annotation of a GenBank genome assembly
UAAACCCUGUACAACAGCAUUCGCUAUUCGCCUUUUAUUUUUUUAUGGAGGUUCUACAAUACGAAGGUUCUACAAAGCGCUAAUACGACCUAUCUUUUCUCGCGACAGCCAUCUGGUUUUGCCUUGCCUCCGACGAUCAAACUUGUAGAGGUUCCUUGCUUGUGAAGUUAAAUGGAGAAUCGGCCGCCGGGUGACGACUCGGUUGCGAGUGAUACUGCUGUUGAAAAUUCUGGUCCAGCACUUCAUGUCAAUAUCAAGACUCUUGAUUCGAGGAUUUUCAGUUUCCUCGUUGAUAGGAAUACUUUGGUUUCAGCUUUUAAGGAGAAAAUAGCUCAAGAAGUUAGUGUUCCUGUUGGACAACAACGUCUCAUUUUCAGGGGCAAGAUUUUGAAAGAUGAUCACAUUCUCUCUGAAUAUCUUACAGACGUGGAACAUGGGGAUACCCUGCAUUUAGUUGAGAGGCAGCCACAAACCUCUCCUGGGUCCAAUACAGGGGCAGCAGCUUCAAGUAACAGUUCUGGAGGUGGACAAGAUACCGCUGCUGGUGGACCACUCAAUCGUAUUGGGCAAAUUUCCCAGAGUGUAGUACUUGGGACCUUAAAUCUCGGAGACCCAGGGGAGUCACUUGGAUCAGAUUUAAGUCGGGUCAUAGGGGGUGUACUGAGCUCUUUAGGGAUGGGCUACCCAGUAGGUGGCAUGCAACCUGGCCUUCAGACUUCUGAUGGAAAUAGAGCAGAACAGACGCAGGCUAAUGCUGGCAGUCAGAGACAGGGUGGAAAUCAGUUUGGUCUGUAUCAAGCCUUAAACGGUCAAUCUGCAUCCCGUCCUACGCAAAACCCUGUGGGAGCAACAAUGGCUGUUCCAUCGCUGAAUGCGCCAAUACCUGAUUCUCUUAAUACGCUGACAGAGUUUAUUAACCGAAUGGAAUUGGCAUUAUCACAAAACGGUACUCAACAAGACCAAUCAGCAGAUGCUAGUGGCAGUCUACCUACCCCACAGUUGCCUACAAACUUGCAUGGUUUUCCAACUGUAGAAGCGCUGACCACUGUUAUGCGACAUGCACAACGCCUUCUUUCUGACCAUGUUGUUCGAGCAUUAUCUCAAACUGCAGGGCUAUUAGACCAGGAUGGACGUUCAAGUGACCUUGCUGUUCGGGGGCAAGUUCUUUCAGAAACUGUACAAUUAGGUGUUGCUAUGCAGCACUUGGGCGCACUAUUUCUAGAGUUGGGAAGGACAAUUUUGAAUCUUCGUGUUGGACAAUUCUCUGAUCAAUCGUAUGUGAAUGCUGGGCCAGCUGUCUACAUAUCUCCAUCUGGCCCAAACCCAAUCAUGGUUCAGCCGUUCCCUCUUCAAACGACCUCUCUCUUCGGUGGCUCAUCUGGUGCCACACAGAAUCGGCUUGCUAUUGUUCCUCCAUUUGGUAGCGUGACUAGGAAUGUGAAUAUUCAUAUUCAUACUGCGGCAGCACUUGCAUCCAUUGUUCCUGUGGUUGGAAACAGAUCUCCUAACGGAGAAGAAGUUCAAGGGCAACAAGGCAGUGGGGCUUCUGGUGAAUUAGGUCAAGCACAGGUUCCAACUGGAGUGAAUGUGACCACAACAUCUGUCCCGUUAAGACCUGGUGCAGUAGGGGGUUCACAGGCUAUCAAUCCCGGUGGUCCUGUGUUCACAAAUGUGUCUAGUCUCAAUGAUUAUAUCAGAGACAUAGCUGCUAGCAGGCGGAAUGGAAGCCAGGCACCAUCAGGAGGUUUGGCUAAUCAGGGGCAACCACCUGGUUCUGGUGUUAGAUAUAAUGAGACGAGUCGCCAGCCGAGUUACUUUUCCAGUAGCACAGCUGGUGAAGCCACUCGGACUGCCGUCACAGACAAACAAAAGGAAAAGACUGAUCCUUCUAGCAGUCCUGGGGGAGGCGCUCAUAUGUCUGGGUCUUCUGGUGUCCCUCUUGGACUCGGACUCGGAGACCUUCAACCUAAGAAACCAGCCAAAGUUCAAGCAAAGACCACCGACCAUGCAUCUUCCAGCAGAACCGUGGGGCAACAAGUCCUUGCCACUGGGGAAAAUCCCAAUCCUCUACCCUCAGGACAAUCUUCUGAGCCUGAAAGGGGUAGCAAUGUAAAUUUGCCUCCAUCCAGGCAAAUUACGAACGACAAUGUGGAUAUAGCAGAUUCAAUGUCUCAAAUCCUGAGCAGUUCCUCUGUGGACGGCCUAUUGGCCCGUCUCGCACAAUACACUGGGGUUGGUUCUCCUGAAGUAUUGAGAAAUUUGCUGCAACAGGUAACUCAAAACCCAGUCAUGAGGAACCCUUUGAAUCAGCUUGCCGAGCAGGUGCAGAACAGGAGCUUUGACCUGUCGACGAAUAUGCAGCAGAUGAUGCCUGCAAUUUCUCAGGCUUUAGGAGGUAUUACGGCUAUUCCCCAAAUGAAUCCUCCUCAAGGACAGGUGUCGCCUGGGAGUAGCUCGAGGAGAGAUGUGACACAGACAAAUGAUGAUCCUCAGAUUAAUCUCCGAGAAGUGGUUCAGAGGCUCGAAGAACAGAACUCGUUUGGAGAAAUUUUCUGUUCUCUGGUUAGGGUGGCAGAGCGACUUGGCAGCAGUGGCAAUUCGGAGGAAAAUAUUGCUAAUGCAAUAUGCAAUCUUGGUCUUGCACAGGAGUUCAUGGAUAUGUUCCUCCAUGAUUUGAGUGCGAGAGUUGAGGAUGGAAUGUGAUCUGAUUUGAUUACAAAGAAAUUUUCUUUGUUGGCAUUUGGUCCCUCAGUUAUGUACUUAUUCGCUUGUAAGUGGUGUCUAAUCCAUUUGUUUUGUCAGUAUUAUGGUGCCUCAGUGCCCAAACUAUAAUUAUCUGGAUUUUGCACAAGGAAACACGUGGCGAAAAACUGUGGAUCUUGAGCUUUCCUUUUCUCCACUCCUUUUGUGAUCAGGUGAAAUUAGAUGUUGAUAAUUUGCACGUAGACCUUAGAUUAGAUCUUGGUUGACGUGAUUCUGGUUGAGUUAUUGUGGAAUUUACCAUGCUGUUGCCAUUUUGUGUCCAUUGAUAUUAUGCUGUUGGCUGCGUAACCAUUAUACAGUUAUUUUUUGAUGCUCAAAUAUUAAUUUAAAA